This is a messenger RNA of Coccidioides immitis RS, 375 nucleotides long. RefSeq lists its product as uncharacterized. Bases 1 to 375 code for a protein of 124 amino acids. The record is from RefSeq and is a predicted model, not a curated record. NCBI's taxonomy places the organism in Eukaryota, Fungi, Ascomycota, Eurotiomycetes, Onygenales, Onygenaceae. The transcript is spliced from 3 exons.
AUGUCACUGCCCCUACUCGCCAUCAAGUGCAUUAGCAGCAAGCAGCGCGGGGCUCACCCAGAGGCAGAGCGGGAAGCAAUAUCCGGUAGAGCUACACCACCCCAGUCAACCAUCACGCUUAGGACAAUGCAAGGAUCCGAAUUUGACGGUUUGGCGAAGGAAGCAAAGCAAGGAGGGGCAGUGCUGUUUAUCUCAAGGCAUAUUUAUCUUCGUUUUAAAGCCCGUCGAGAAGCUGAGGAUCCCGGGGAUCGAGAAUGUCAGGCAUUGGGCUUAGGCGGACAGACCAAUCACAAGAGCUGCGUGUCUGAAAGAGAGGUCAAAUCAACAUCAAGGAACAUGGACAAAUUCAAGGUGAAUGAUGCCCAUUUUUGGUGA